CCCACAGCCCACGCCCGCCAUGUCGAACGGGGGGCCCCGGGUGAGGCGGGGAGAGCGGCGUGAGUUUUCCGUCCAGGCAUGCGUGAAAACCGAGCCCAUCGACCUGAAGGUUGUCGGGCCGGACGGCUCCGUGGUGCAGUUCAGAAUGAAGCGGCAGACUCCGCUGAGCAAGCUGAUGGAGGCGUACUGCAGCCGGCAGGGCUUGUCAAUGAGGCACAUUAUGUUCCUGUUUGAUGGGCAGCCCAUUAAAGAAGCAGACACACCUGCACAGCUGGAGAUGGAACACGACGACACGAUCGAAGUGUACCAGCAGCAGACAGGUGGAGGGGGCUCAGACACAGCAUCUUUGGGAGAGCAGUUUGAGGAGCCUCAUCACACCUCACUCCCUCAUCUGUCCUUGGAUUUGUUGUUUCAUUAAGGAGCAAAUGAACAUGCCAGUCACACAGGGUUCUCUGAAACUUCACAGGAUAUUUGCCAAAGUUGCUUGUUGUCUUUGACAUUCUGAGUGCACAAGUCAGAAUAGUAUCUGCAGGGAUUGAGCUGUGUCUGAAUUUAACCAUUUGAAGUUCAGGUUAAGUAAUGUGUGUUGUCUCUCUGUUGUUAGCCUUUUGUAAAAAUUUACUGUUUGUAUUCUCUUUUUUCUUUCUUUAAACUUGUGGCCUAAGAAUUUAUCCAUGUGUUGGGACACUGAGCGUUCUUUCCUGGCUCUGGUUGGUCUUGUCUCUCUGUUUUAAGUCAAAUUAUAUAAAUAGUUCAAUUUAUUUUCAUGCCAAAUGUGAGUGUAAAAGCUUCCUUUUAAGAUGUGCCUGAAAGAAGGAACACAGAUACAGGUUUUAAGUUUUUAGCUGGUGUUACAAAUUCAGUCAGUCCCUGGGGCAGCACCAUGUCCUUGACUGGGGCUAGAACACAAUACAAUGCCUAGGACAGGGUUUAAGUACUUCAGGUUUA
This is a messenger RNA of Passer montanus (Eurasian tree sparrow), 948 nucleotides long. Its product is annotated as small ubiquitin-related modifier 3-like. Gene Ontology annotation, cellular component: nucleus. Bases 20 to 418 code for a protein of 132 amino acids. The transcript has 4 exons. Gene Ontology annotation, biological process: protein sumoylation. NCBI's taxonomy places the organism in Eukaryota, Metazoa, Chordata, Aves, Passeriformes, Passeridae. Gene Ontology annotation, molecular function: protein tag activity; ubiquitin-like protein ligase binding. The record is from RefSeq and is a predicted model, not a curated record.